Diospyros lotus (date-plum) is the source of this 3932-nucleotide messenger RNA. Its product is annotated as putative ABC transporter B family member 8. Bases 225 to 3932 code for a protein of 1235 amino acids. NCBI's taxonomy places the organism in Eukaryota, Viridiplantae, Streptophyta, Magnoliopsida, Ericales, Ebenaceae. The record is from RefSeq and is a predicted model, not a curated record. The transcript has 9 exons. Gene Ontology annotation, molecular function: ATP binding; ATP hydrolysis activity; ABC-type transporter activity. Gene Ontology annotation, cellular component: membrane. Gene Ontology annotation, biological process: transmembrane transport.
CUUCCAGUGUCAGCAAUAAUAAUAUAUAUCUAGCUGUUUGAUCUGCAAGUUUCAACCCAACUGCUAUGAUGCUUUGUUAGACCAAAAAUAAUGGAAACCCACGGCCGGUAGAAGAAACUUUCAUUUUGGUCGGAACAAAGCUUCUCUGAGAAGAUGAAGCUGCUGCUGUAACAACGACCGAGUUGCUUAAACCUGAAAUAUUAUAGCAGACUGGUGGCUGGAAAAUGAGUUCCAAAGCCGAAAAAGAGGUAGAAAAUGGAGAUCCAGUGGAAAGGAAGAAGGGGAGAUCUAUGGCUAUAAUCUUCAGAUGUGCAGAUUGGGUGGAUAUUUUGCUUAUGUUGUUGGGUACUGUGGGGGCUAUUGGGGAUGGCAUGUCGACAAACUGCUUGCUCAUGUAUGUUAGCCGUCUUUUCAACAGCUUGGGCUAUGGUAAGACCCAACAAAAUCAUGGGAAUUUCAUGGACAAGGUUGAAAAGUGCAGUUUAUACUUCGUGUACUUGGGAUUAGCAGUCAUCGUGGUAGCUUUCAUGGAAGGGUAUUGCUGGAGCAAAACCAGUGAAAGGCAGGUGCUGAAGAUUCGUUACAGGUAUCUGGAAGCUGUUCUCAGGCAAGAAGUUGGAUUCUUCGAUUCUCAAGAAGCAACUACUUCAGAGAUCAUCAACGGCAUAUCCAAAGAUACUUCUCUCAUACAAGAAGUUCUUAGUGAGAAGGUACCAAAGUUUUUGAUGCACGCAUCACAGUUCAUCUCAGGACUUGCCUUCUCCAUCUACUUCUCAUGGAGGCUAUCUUUGGUAGCACUCCCAACUCUGAUUCUUCUGGUUAUUCCAGGAGUGAUCUAUGGCAAAUACCUUCUCUAUUUGUCCAACAAGUCCUUCAAGGAAUAUGGAAAAGCAAAUGCCGUAGUGGAGCAGGCUCUUUGCUCCAUCAAAACUGUGUAUUCACUGAAUGCAGAAAAGAGUAUAGUUGACAGAUACUCAGCCAUACUGGAAGAGACGACAAAGAUCGGCAUCAAGAAAGGAAUUGCAAAAGGAAUAGCUGUUGGGAGUACAGGGCUCUCCUUUACAAUAUGGGCUCUUCUUGCUUGGUAUGGGAGCCAUUUGGUGAUGUACAAAGGAGAGAGUGGUGGCCAGAUUUAUACAGCCGGCAUUGCAUUUGUCAUGGGUGGAUCAUCCUUGGGAGUGGCACUGCCGGAAGUUAAGUAUUUCACAGAAGCUUCAGUUGCAGCCUCACGAAUAUUCGAUAGGAUCAACCGGACUCCAGAAAUCGAUGGGGAAGACAUAAAGGGACUUGUGCUGGACAAAAUACGGGGUGAAAUCGAAUUCCUUAACGUUGAAUUCAAGUAUCCUUCCCGGCCCGAUUCCAUCGUUCUAAGAGAGUUCAAUCUCAAAGUUGAAGCAGGAAAGACCGUGGCUCUUGUUGGUGCCAGUGGGAGUGGGAAAUCCACUGCAAUUGCAUUGCUGCAGCGAUUCUAUGAUCCGGAUGCUGGGGCUGUGCGUAUUGACAGUGUUGAUAUAAAGACACUGCAGUUAAAAUGGCUAAGGGGGCAAACGGGGCUUGUUAGUCAAGAACAUGCACUCUUUGGGACGUCCAUAAAGGAGAAUAUAACGUUUGGGAAACUUGACGCUACUGCUGAUGAAGUGGUGACUGCAGCAAUGGCUGCAAAUGCUCACAAUUUCAUAAGGCAGCUUCCACAAGGGUACGAGACCAAGAUUGGUGAACGUGGAGCACUCCUAUCAGGUGGACAAAAACAAAGAAUUGCGAUUGCCAGGGCGAUUAUCAAGAACCCUGUCAUUCUUCUCCUUGAUGAAGCAACCAGCGCUCUUGAUUCAGAAUCAGAGAAACUUGUGCAAACUGCCCUCGAUCAAGCCUCCAUGGGAAGAACAACCCUGGUUGUUGCUCACAAGCUCUCAACAGUGAGAAAUGCAGACGUCAUUGCAGUUAUCAGCGGAGGCUGCAUCACCGAAUUGGGUUCACACAAUGACCUAAUCAACAGGAAAGAUGGCCACUAUGCAAAACUGGCAAAGCUUCAAAAACAGUUCAGUUCUGACGAUCAAGAUCAGAACACCGAGCACUGCGGCUCUUUGGUGGCUGCAAGAAGCAGCGCCGGCAAGCCAAGCACCGGCAGAUCAAGCCCAUUGGCGUUUCCCACACCAUUAGCCAGUGAUCAUGAUCCAGAAACCAUGUCUUUGCCACCACCUUCCUUUUCCCGGCUCCUGUCUAUUAACUCUCCUGAAUGGAAGCAAUGCCUAAUUGGAAUCCUUUCGGCCGUGGCCUUCGGCGCAGUGCAGCCUGUUUAUGCCCUCACCAUCGGUGGCAUGAUCUCAGCCUUCUUCACGCCGAAUCAUGAAGAAAUGCACGCUAGAAUCCGAACAUACUCGUUCAUUUUCUCCUCUCUCUCUCUGAUUUCAAUUCUUGUAAAUAUCUCGCAGCAUUACAGCUUUGCUCUCAUGGGUGAGGAGUUAACGAAGAGGAUCAGACUAAAAAUGCUUGAGAAAAUAUUGACCUUUGAACCGGCGUGGUUUGACGAGGAAAGAAACUCCAGUGGAGCACUGUGUGCCAGUUUGAGCAAUGAGGCUUCCAUGGUGAAAUCUCUUGUGGCGGAUAGAGUUUCUCUUCUGGUCCAGACCGCCUCGGCCGUGACCGUCGCCAUGGUCAUGGGACUAGUCGUGGCGUGGAAGCUUGCAGUUGUUAUGAUCGCCGUUCAGCCGCUCACAAUCCUAUGUUUCUACACCAGAAAAGUCUUAUUGUCUUCGAUCUCGACCAAAUUUGUCAAGGCUCAAAAUCAAAGCAGCCAGAUUGCAGUGGAGGCAGUCUACAACCAUAGGAUCGUGACUUCGUUCUGUAGCAUGCAGAAGGUUCUCCGACUUUUUGACGAGGCGCAGGACGGGCCGAGGAAGGAGGCGAUAAAGAAGUCAUUGCUGGCAGGAGCUGGGAUGGCGGCGGCUCAGUGUCUGACUUUCUUGUGCUGGGCACUAGACUUCUGGUUCGGCGGGAGGUUAGUGAAUUCUGGGGAGAUAUCGGCCGGAGAUGUGUUCAAGACGUUCUUUGUGUUGGUGAGCACCGGAAAAGUGAUAGCUGAGGCCGGGAGCAUGACGUCUGAUCUUGCUAAAGGGUCUACGGCUAUAGCGUCCCUUUUUUCCAUCCUUGAUCGGAGGUCUCUAAUUCUAGGAUCUGGGGCCGGAACCAAGUUGAAGAAAAUGGCCGGCGGCGUUGAGAUGAAAAGGGUUGAUUUUGCAUACCCAAGUCGGCCGGAGAGUUUGGUUUUACGGCAGUUUUGCUUGGAGGUUAGGCCAGGGACGAGCAACGCUCUCGUGGGGAAGAGUGGCUGCGGGAAGUCGACAGUGAUCGCUCUGAUCCAGAGAUUUUACGAUGUCGACAGAGGCACCGUGAAGGUGGACGGAGUCGACAUAAGAGCUCUGGACAUCGGCUGGUAUAGAAGGCACAUGGCGCUUGUAAGCCAAGAGCCGGUGAUAUACUCGGGAAGCAUCAGCGACAACAUUAAGUUCGGGAAGCUUGAUGCCUCCGAGAGUGAAGUUGUGGAAGCUGCCAUGGCUGCCAACGCUCACCAUUUCAUCUCAUCACUAAGAGAUGGGUACGGAACAGAAUGCGGGGAGAGGGGAGUGCAACUGUCAGGAGGACAGAAACAAAGGAUUGCAAUUGCGAGAGCAAUUAUCCGGAAUCCGACCAUACUGUUGCUAGAUGAAGCAACCAGUGCUCUGGAUGUUCAAUCGGAGCAAGCUGUGCGAGAGGCUCUGGACCGGAGCAUGGUCGGAAGGACAACGAUAGUGGUGGCACACCGCCUCAGCACCAUAAAAACACUCGACUCCAUCGCCUUCGUCGACGACGGGAAGGUGGCCGAACGAGGAACAUUCGCGCAACUCAAGAAUAAGCGAGGCGCCUUCUUCCACCUAGCCAGCCUUCAAAAUGCCUAA